Drosophila innubila is the source of this 1745-nucleotide messenger RNA. RefSeq names its product nedd8-activating enzyme E1 regulatory subunit (gene APP-BP1). NCBI's taxonomy places the organism in Eukaryota, Metazoa, Arthropoda, Insecta, Diptera, Drosophilidae. Gene Ontology annotation, cellular component: cytoplasm; nucleus. The transcript has 6 exons. Gene Ontology annotation, molecular function: NEDD8 activating enzyme activity; ubiquitin activating enzyme activity. Bases 46 to 1623 code for a protein of 525 amino acids. The record is from RefSeq and is a predicted model, not a curated record. Gene Ontology annotation, biological process: protein ubiquitination; protein neddylation; ubiquitin-dependent protein catabolic process.
CAGCACUGAACUUGGUUGCAAUUUUAUUUGCAACCGGCUUGUAAAAUGUCUUCGCCUGCGCCACCAAAAUCACCAGAACUAUCAGACAAAAGCAAGAAAUAUGAUAGACAAAUCAGACUUUGGGGCGAGCAUGGACAGACAUUGCUGGAGGCGGCAACAAUUUGUGUGGUCAAUGUGACGGCUGUGGGCUGCGAGGCGGCAAAGGGACUCGUACUUCCUGGCAUUGGAGGCUUCACUGUAGCCGAUGGCAGCACAGUUAAGGAGGAGGACCUGGGCAACAACUUCUUUUUAGAUAGCAGCUAUCUGGGCAAAUCCAAAGCUCUGGCCUGUAAGCAACUGCUGCAGGAGCUCAAUCCGGAUGUGAAUGGAGAUUAUGUGGAUGAGAGCGUUGAUUACAUAUUGGCAAAUCGUGCAAAUUUCUUUGAUAGCUUCGAUUUGGUUAUCGCCUCGAAUCUCAAUGAGCAGUCAUUGCUGCUGCUCUCCAAUCGACUGUGGGAAUCCAAUGUGCCCUUCGUCUAUUGCCGUUCCUUGGGCAUGAUUGGCUCCAUUCGGCUGCAAUUGAAGGAACAUUGCAUUGUAGAGGCUCAUCCGGAUAAUCGUCAGUUUGAUUUGCGUUUGGAGCAACCCUUUGAGGCAUUGCGAGAGCAUUUAGAAUCCACAGAGGUGACCAACAAGGUGCCUUGGCUGCUGGUGCUCUACAAAUACCUAAAAGUCUGGCAGCAAGAGCAGAAAACUGAAAGACAGGCGCCUGGCAAUUACAAAGAGAAAUCAACCCUAAGAGAAGCUAUCAGAGCGGGCAUGCAAUCGGAUGAGGAGAACCACGAGGAGGCCAUCAAGGCGGUAAACACCGCAUUUGGCGCUGGAAUGGUGCCAAGUUCUCUUAAGGCCAUCUUCGAGGAUGAUGCCUGUGAGCAGCUCCACAAAAAGAGUGAUAUUUUCUGGAUUAUGGCCAAGGCGCUGAAGCAUUUUGUGGUGGAGGAGAACAAGGGUUAUUUGCCACUGCCUGGCGUACUGCCCGAUAUGACGGCCAACACGGACUCGUACAUUGCACUGCAACAUAUCUAUCGACAGCAGGCGUUGCAAGAUGCCGAUCAGGUGUAUCACAAGUGCCAGGAUUACCUCAAGCAACUGUCACUGCCGGCGGACAGCAUUGACGAGCGCACUGUACGUCUGUUGUGCCGUGAAUCAGCCGGAUUGGCCAUAAUACGUGGCACACGUAUUGCCGAUGAGUACGAGAAGAGCUGCCGACUGCUGCCCUUGGUGGAGGACAACGAACUACAGGGUACUCUAACCGCCUACAACUUUGCCCUGCGCGCCUAUGAGCGUUUCCUGAGCGAGUGUGGCAGCAUACCCGGCGAGUGUGCCGUCGAACAGGAUAUUGGACGGCUCAAGAGCAUUGCCAGCAAAAUGCUCAACGAUUUGGGCUUACAUGUGAGCAUCAGUGAUGAUGUGCUCCAUGAGAUCUGUCGCUAUGGAGGCGCUGAGCUGCAUGCAGUCUCUGCUUUCAUUGGAGGUUGUGCUGCCCAGGAGGUUAUCAAGAUCAUUACCAAACAAUACAAGCCAAUUGAUAAUACGUUUAUCUAUAAUGCUAUUAGCACUGAAAGUGUUACUUUAAAGUUGUAAACCAGUUUGCUAUUAAAUAAUUGUUUGAUUAUUAAAUCCAUUAAAGAAAACUCUUGUGAUUUCUAUGUAAUGGCAAUUGAUUAAAAGGACAAGUGAUAUCAUUGUGUCGAUUUAUUUAUUAA